AUGGCUUCCCAAUCAGAGUACCCGCAAUCUGCACCUGCAGAGGACACACCGAUGGAAGAUCUGAGUGAAAUCGACAAUGACGAGCCACUUGUCGAGGAGGAAUCGAUGUUCAAUGAUCUGCGAAUCACAACCCUCCCCGGAGCGGAGGAAGGCUCGGCGUCAUUCGAGAUUAAGGGCGAGGACCAUACCCUUGGCAACGCCUUACGAUACAUUAUCAUGAAAAACCCCGAAGUCGAGUUCUGCGGGUACUCGAUACCGCAUCCUUCCGAGGAAAAGAUGAAUAUCCGGAUACAGAUCUAUCCUGAAUACUGGGAAACCACAAAGCCUUACGAUGUUCUGCUGAAGGGCUUUGAUGACCUCUCUGAUCUCUGCGAUCAUGUCACCGAAGCCUUUACAGCCGCAAAAGACGCCCACGGGAAGCACGAGGAUAAAUAA
Molecule: messenger RNA, 435 nt
Organism: Morchella importuna
Lineage: Eukaryota; Fungi; Ascomycota; Pezizomycetes; Pezizales; Morchellaceae
Exons: 4
Coding region: 1-435 (144 amino acids)
Biological process (GO): DNA-templated transcription
Cellular component (GO): RNA polymerase III complex; RNA polymerase I complex
Molecular function (GO): DNA-directed RNA polymerase activity; protein dimerization activity; DNA binding
Source: RefSeq, a predicted model, not a curated record